AAGCUACGUACGGGAUGCGGUUGGUGGCGGGGCCGGGCGGCUGGCCGGCCGGCGGAACCGGUAUGGACCGUGCAGACAGACGCUAGAUCAAGGCGACGUCGACAGGGACGGCUGGCAAGUCAUGAAAGCUAUUUGCAAUCCAGGUAGAUCUAUUGCAAGAGGUAUUCUACUACAGCACCAUCUCCAGUCACGUCCACUCUGGGGGAUGUUAAAUGCUGUUUUCAAUCAGGUAGACCGAUCCAGAAUCAAAGAGGUAGGUCCGGACCGAGCUGCAGCAGAAUGGUUGUUGAGAUGUGGAGCAUCUGUGAGGUUCAAAGAUUUCGAGAGGUGGACAGAAGAUUACAAUCUUUUGCCGACUGGAGGCAGAGACAAACUCAAGAUUGUUGAAGUUGAUGCAACAGAUUCAUCGAUCAUGCACAUUGGUUUUGAACACUUUGAGGGAAUAAAACACCUUCGAUAUCUGAAGCUUCACCACUGCACCUAUCUACAGGACAUAUGUGUCUCCAAGCUAGUGCUUCUCAAAGACUCUCUUGAAGAACUUCAAAUAAGCAGCUGUGGUGAUGUCACAGAUAAGGGGCUUGCAACACUCAAUCACCUUCAUAAACUGGAGAAGUUGUUUCUGUGUGACCUCCCAGCUGUGAAGGACAUGGAAGGGAUCAUUAAGAUUCUUGGAUCAGCUUUACCAAACUGUGAAAUCAGGUUUCUUUCUCUGGAAGGACUCAAAGAUUUAAAGAGACUUGGUAAAGAUAAUAUCAGAGAGACUUUCGAUACAUAGGAGAUUCAUAUUUCCUAUGCAUAUCGAGUGUUUUGUUUCCAGCCCAGGAGAUGAGUGGUCUCAUCCUGCAUGAGGACUUGGAUUGACUUCCCAACAGGAAGGGUUGUUCUUCCAUGACUAGUUUGGCAUUUCUUCUGUGAAGGACAAGGCCAAGCAAUAUUCUCAGAUCAGUCUGUCUAAACUGAAAUAAAUCUCAUUUUUGAAGGGUUUAAAUCUAGAAACUUUAUUACUUAGAACUUUAUGACUGGGAGAAUAGACUUAGUAAAAGUUGAGCACUGCAGAGAUACCAAGUUCAAACUUCAAAGGCAAGCAAUGUGUGUGCUUUUAGGUGGGAAAUCCUUACUCAAGAGUCGUUGUGUAUAUUAUAAUGUAUUUGGAGAUUUACACAAGGAAGAUUAUAGGGGAUGAAAGGGAACUUGUAAGAUGGAAGUCACACACCUUAUACAUAACUGAUCACUGAUUUUCACUCGAGCAAUUCGUUGGUAAAUUCAUAUUGUGAGGACGUAAGUGAAAAGCCUUAGUUAAUCUUAGUAACAUAUUUUUUUUAUCACUUUCUUGGAAUUGAAAAACUAAUUAAGAAAAAGAAAUAUAUGAAAUAACAGAAUCGGCCAUACAUGUAGAAAUCUGUCCAAAGCAAUUUGGGGAAUCUCAAUUAGCACGAGAAAGGAUCAUCCGUCAUGCUUAAAGUCACGCAUAACUUACCAACAGCUUUUUGAAACACCAGCCAGGUAAAUGACAAAGGUAAAGAGCUCAGGCAAAUGAUUAAUAACUGUAAUGGACUAACAAGCUUGCGUCUUUCCUUGUUAAAUGAAACUUCCUCUGUUGCUUGAUUUUUGACAACUUUACAAUCAAAAGUUUAAUGAAAUUUCUACAAAAUAUUCUUUAAAAGUUCACUAACCUUUAAUAUUCAUUUCACGCAAUGAAGUUCAAGUAUAAAGAGGUUCUCAAGACCAUAAACUGUUCUGUUAUAACAGAAGAAAUUGUUAUUAUUUCUUGUUUUAAUGGUAAUUUGAAGACAAAGUUCUGGAAUUAGGAAUACAGGAUUAUCAGGAGUGAUGUUUGUCUAUACCAUUUUAUACCAUUAAACUUUAUUAAACUGUU
Messenger RNA from Lytechinus variegatus (green sea urchin), 1876 nucleotides. It is a transcript of the gene dmac2l, whose product is annotated as ATP synthase subunit s, mitochondrial-like. The record is from RefSeq and is a predicted model, not a curated record. The transcript is spliced from 5 exons. Bases 122 to 775 code for a protein of 217 amino acids. NCBI's taxonomy places the organism in Eukaryota, Metazoa, Echinodermata, Echinoidea, Temnopleuroida, Toxopneustidae.